Oldenlandia corymbosa var. corymbosa is the source of this 2297-nucleotide messenger RNA. The record is from the annotation of a GenBank genome assembly. Lineage: Eukaryota; Viridiplantae; Streptophyta; Magnoliopsida; Gentianales; Rubiaceae.
AUAUUUUAGUCUAAGGGCAUGACACCAUUACCAAUCCAGUCCAAUCCAAAUGUCCAAUGGUCCGAAUUGGCCCAAUUAGGAUUGAUAAAUAACAAAAACUGUCCGAAUAUUUCGGGAACACAAUAAACCCUUCCUUAAUUGAAAAACAGAGAUCGACUAUGGUGGCGGACGCGGCGGCGCAACCGAACAAGCUCCGAUGGGGGGAGCUUGAAGAAGACGAUGGAGAGGAUCUCGACUUUCUUCUGCCCCCAAAGCAGGUAAUUGGGCCCGACCAGAAUGGGAUUAAGAAAGUCAUCGAAUACAAGUACAACGAAGAAGGUAACAGAGUAAAGAUAACCACCACAAUUCGCAUCCGCAAACUCGCGAACGCCCGGCUCAGCAAACGCGCAGUCGAGCGCCGAUCGUGGUCCAAGUUCGGGGACGCUGUUCAUGAAGAUGUUGGCGCCCGCCUUACCAUGGUUUCAACCGAAGAGAUUCUUCUGGAACGACCUAAAGCCCCCGGCUCCAAACAAGAGGAAAAUGCUCCAGGAGACCUCUUACCUAAAGGAGGGGCUGUUCUCAUGGUGUGUAGAACCUGCGGAAAGAAGGGUGAUCACUGGACAUCAAGGUGCCCUUACAAGGAUCUCGCAAACCCAGCUGAUGUUUUUGUUGAUAAGCCACCUUCAGAGGCAAGGCCAACGACACCUGGUGGUUCAAAGUCUUCUUCAUAUGUUCCUCCUAGUAUGAGAGCAGGAGCUGCUGAGAGAGGUGGAGCUGAUAUGGGUAGACGCAGGCAUGAAGAGAACUCUGUCAGGGUGACUAAUCUUUCAGAGGACACAAGAGAGCCUGAUUUGCUUGAGCUGUUCCGUCCUUUUGGUCCUGUGAGCCGAGUUUAUGUUGCUGUUGAUCAGAAGACUGGCUACAGCAGAGGCUUUGGUUUUGUGAAUUUUGUGAGCAGGGAAGAUGCUGAGAGAGCCAUUAGUAAACUCAAUGGAUACGGUUAUGAUAAUCUCAUCCUUAGAGUUGAAUGGGCUGCCCCUCGAACCAACUAAGCAAUUAAUCUGCUGAGCUUUCCAAUCCUUCACACCACUCUCUAGAUGUGUGUAUGUGGAGGUUCUGUUUGUUGCCCUGUAAUAGAGAUGUAUAACCGUAUUUCUCAUUCCGUGUUGUAGUAUUAUUUACAUGUGCACUAUACUUGCUGUGUGGCGAUGUUCAUUUGGUCUUACUCCUAUUUCAUAUAUUUCUUAUGGCUCUAUUUAGGGCUGGCAAUAAAGCGGGUCAAACCGAAUAUCCGCCCGUUUUUAGAUUUAGGGAAAACGGAUCGAUUAAUUGAUUUAAUUCGGGCAAUACGGGUGCACCCGUUUAAUCGCAGAGAUAGUCCGAUGCGGGUGCGGGUGAAGAGAAAUUUUUUCGGACACCGCCCGAAACUCGAUUUAGUUAUUAUUUAUUUUUUUAAUUAAAUAUAAAUAUGUGUAUAUGGUAAUUUGUUACUGGGUUUACUCAUUUCCUCCUCCUUUUUGUUUUUGGCCGCGACACCCUUCCUCCACCUGACUACCCCUACUCCCACGUGUCUUUUACCCAUCUACACCACACUGCUCCACCCCUCCAAAGUCCAAUUUUUGUUCUUGAUUCGCCAUUGGGAGACUACCAGCUUGAAGGGAAAUUUUUUUGAGGCUUUAGAGUCUUAGAUCUGCGACCGGAUCGUUACUUGUUGUUGAAACUAAAUUGAUUUAGGUCAUGGAUCUGUUAAAUUUUUGUAUUUUUAGAUCUGUUGAAUUUCUAUAUCUAUUAAUUUCUUUUUUUUUCUCUUUGUUUUGUGUUCAGAUUUUUCAUUCUUCUUAUUGGAAGGAAAGAAUUCAAGUACUACUCCUUCUGCUUCCUUCCAUUAUUGAUCGGUUUCGUGAUGUGGGUUUUGAUCCUUUUUUUUAUUAUGGGCUAUGAAGACAAAAAAAAAAUUUGUUUUUUAGGAGUUCAUUCGGAGGUUUUGAGGUGUCUGAUCCAUAAUUUGGUGGAGUAAAAACUCUGAUGGCAAUCUUCCUUGAUUUUGCAACUGCGAUUUUUGCAGCCAUGGCGGUAAUUCCGCCUUUGAGCUCUCCAGUCUUAACCGAUCUGCGCCUUAAUCUUUCGAUUAUCAUUGCAUUUGGUGUUUGGUUGAAUUUGAUUUGGGCUUUUGUCAAAUUCAUCUUCUAAUGGAGACCCGGUUAUAAUUUUGGAGGAAUUUUUGUCAUUUGUAUCAUGUUCUGUUGUUUUUGUUUACUGGGGUUUUAGCUGCAUUUGAAAAUCUAAUUAUGUAUGUUUAGAUCUGUAUUAUUGGAGAG